AUGAAGACUUUAUCCCUGCUCUUCAUCCUCCUCCUCCUCCUCACCUCGGGAGCCUGUGACGACGUCAAGUACAUCUCCAAGAGGAACUCAGUGGACGGAUGCAUAGACUGGUCAGUGGAUCUGAAGGAGUACCACGUUCUGGCCGGUGAGCCCGUCCGGGUCAAAUGUGCCUUGUUCUACAGCUACAUAAGAACCAACUACACCAUGGCCACCAACGCCAAGCUGCGCCUCAUCUGGUACAAGAACAAAGGAGAUGCAGAGGAGCCCAUCAUCUUCUCAGGUCACAGGCUGAGCAAAGAGGACGACUCCAUCUGGUUCCGAUCUGCUGAGUUGGAAGACAACGGAUUCUACACAUGUGUUCUGAGGAACUCGACGUACUGCAUGAAGGUGUCCAUGUCAAUGACGGUGGAGGAGAGCGACGAGGGGAAAUGCUUCAGCAGCAAAAUCCGCCAUUUGGAGAAAGCCGAGAUAACCCACAGCAAAAUGAUCAACUGCCCCGAUAUAGAAGACUAUCUGGCUCCGUACAAACAGCCGCAGAUGACCUGGUAUAAGGAGUGUGAGCGAGUUGAAUGGAGAAGCUCCAUCAACGUUAACACCACACAUAUUUGGAUUCCUGAGAUAGAGGAGGGCGACGGAGGGAAUUACACCUGUGAAUUACAGUAUGGAUCCAGGCUGGUGCGACGGACAACACAACUCAAAGUCACAGCCCUCCAGACCACUCAGCCUCCAAAGGUCCUUUUCCCCCCAGAGAGACAAGACACAGUGAUAGAGAUCACGCCUGGGAUGCCGCUCAGUCUGGACUGCAAGGCCUUCUUCGGCUACAGCGGAGAGAACAGGAGGCCCAUCAUCUACUGGAUGAAAGGAGAGAAGUUUGUGGAAGAACUGGCAGGACAUAUUAAAGAAAGUGAAGUCAGGAUCUUGAGGGAGCAUUUAGGGGAGAAGGAGGUGCAGCUUUCUCUGACGUUUGACGCUGUGGACGAGGCAGACCUGGCCAACUACACCUGCUACGUGGAGAACCACAUAGGAAGGCGUAGCGGGAGUGCUAUACUGCAAAAGAAAGAUAUGUACCGUCUGGAGUUGGCUGGUGGUCUCGGGGUCAUACUGCUGCUGCUGGGAGUCCUAACCGCACUUUAUAAGUGUUACAACCUGGAGAUCAUGCUCUGCUACAGGAGACACUUUGGGAGUGAUGAGACUGAAGACGCCAUAUUUGUUUUUCCUUCUCUCAGCAGGACGAGCAGCGACGAGGAAACGUUUGCUUUGGAGAUCUUGCCGGAUGUUUUGGAGAAACACUAUGGAUACAAGCUGUUUAUACCAGACAGAGAUUUAAUACCCAGCAGCACCUACAUCGAGGACCUGGCUCGCAGCGUGGAGCAGAGCAGACGUUUGAUCAUCGUUCUGACUCCGGAGUUUGUCGCCAAACGAGGCUGGAGCAUCUUCCAGAUAGAGACACGCCUCCACUCCAUGCUGGUUACCGGCGAGAUCAAGGUGAUCAUGAUAGAGUGUGCAGACCUGAAGAAUGUCAUCAACUACCAAGAGGUGGAAGCACUCAAGCAUACCAUCAAGGUUUUAUCCAUCAUCAAGUGGAGGGGUCCUAAGAGCAACGAGCUGUCCUCCAAGUUUUGGAAACAGGUGGUUUAUGAGAUGCCUGCUAAACGCAGAGAGACGCUGUCCAGACGCCAGGUCAUGGACUCUGGUGAACAGGGCCUCUUUGGUGACCUACAGACCACCGUCUCCACUAUCGCCAUGACAACCACCUCUGCCUCUCUGGCGCCCCCUAACGAGAAUCGCCACGGACAUCAUCAGGUUGCCUUGGCGACGGAGAUCCCCGACUACAACCAGAUGACCUUGCCACUGGGAGGGGGUCACACUGCCACAGCAGCCCAAAUGCGGCACUUCUGUCGCAGCUACGAGUUCCAGCUUCCCCCACAGCCCUCCUCCAUGUCGCCUCCCCUCCCUCCCCCCUCCACGGUGCAGUUCUCCACUCUGGGCCCCGGGGGGCGCCACGUUUAUUGCAACAUCCCUAUGACACUGCUGAAUGGACAGGGGUUCAGAGCAGUUCACUGGGGAACAAGAGGUGCCUCAGAGCAGUACGCUUGGGAAGAAGCCAGAGCUCCACCUGAACAGCACCUUCGUACCACUCACCAGCAGAGAACUAAGCUCUGA
Messenger RNA from Stegastes partitus (bicolor damselfish), 2163 nucleotides. It is a transcript of the gene il1rapl2, whose product is annotated as interleukin 1 receptor accessory protein-like 2. Lineage: Eukaryota; Metazoa; Chordata; Actinopteri; Pomacentridae. Gene Ontology annotation, biological process: signal transduction. The coding region runs from base 1 to 2163 and encodes 720 amino acids. The record is from RefSeq and is a predicted model, not a curated record. The transcript has 17 exons.